Salvelinus fontinalis (brook trout) is the source of this 1982-nucleotide messenger RNA. RefSeq names its product CD9 antigen-like. The record is from RefSeq and is a predicted model, not a curated record. Lineage: Eukaryota; Metazoa; Chordata; Actinopteri; Salmoniformes; Salmonidae. The transcript has 9 exons. Bases 311 to 1003 code for a protein of 230 amino acids. Gene Ontology annotation, cellular component: membrane.
CUGGCCAAAGAUAAGUUUCAUUUCCCCAUCAUUGCUACACUCUGUCCUCUCGUCUUCUGAGGUGUACUGCCCAUCGUCACUCAACAACCUAAUCCAAUCAAAUGAUUCAAUCAGACCGGGGGUUGGAAUUAAACCAGACCAAAUCCAACAAUAAAUUGUCUUCUUCACACAAAUCGUCUGAAAUUUAAGAACGGGUUGGUGUCGCAGUUGCAUUCUGCAGUGAGAAGAGACUGAUCUGAGCGCAAAGAAUCCAGGACACCACACUAUAUUUCUGACUUACUGCGUGUAGCGUGUUAGCAAAGCUUUGGCAAUGGCACUGGACGGAUGUGGCCAGCUGUGCAAGUGUAUCCUCAUAAUUUUUAACAUCAUUUUUGCCUUAGUGGGUUUUGCGAUGUUCGGGUUGGGCUUGUGGCUGAGGUUCAGCUCUGAGACCAGAGGAUUUUUCAACAUAGACCUCAACACACAACAGUUUGUCAUCGGUGUGUCAGUGUUGAUUGUGUUAGGAGCAGUGAUAUUGCUCGUUGCUGUUUUCGGAGGCUGUGGAGCAUGCAAUGAGAAUAUGAAUGCAUUGGCAGUGUUUUCCUGCCUGCUGGGUAUCCUGGCUGGAUUAGAGAUUGGAGUCGGUGUGUUAGCCUACAUGAGAAGCGAUGAGGUGGGAAAGCAGCUGGCAAAAUUCUAUAUGACUGUGUACGCUCAGUAUGUGGACAAAAGAGACCCUGGCUUGGCUGUUACCCUGUCCAUGUUCCACAAUGUGUUGCACUGCUGUGGAAUCGUUGGUGCCUUCGACCUCUUGGUAAAAAAAACAUGUCCCGAAACCAGCUUUUUGGAGACCUUCACUCUCCCUGCCUGCCCCACAAUGAUCGUCAACCUCUUUGAGUCCAAAGCGCCUCUGGUGAUGGGCCUCUUCCUUGGGACUGCUGCUAUGCUGAUCACAGCCCUGGUGUGCUGCAGCAUCCUCGUGAAACAGAUCAAGAGGAGUCACCUCUCUUCCCCCGUGUACUGAGGGGACAGGACCACCAUGUUCAAACAUUUUUCUCCACUAUGAGCCCAAAGCAGAUGGUUGUCAUUCAGUGACCAUCACCCCAUUCUUUCACAAGUGACGCACUGUCCAACAUCACCUUUCCCUGUAAUCACAUCAGUUUAGAAUCAUGUUUGUGUUGCAAUACUUUUACAAGUUUCAAAGUUUAAAUGUCAAUGUACUGCUGACAGAAUUAGCAUCUUAACAUGAUCUUAAGACUGUUAGGAAAUUAAUUUACGAGGAUUUAACGGCAAACUGGAUUAAUCCGUAGUUGGUUCUCUAUGCCAAAUUAAGUACAUUUAUUAAUAACAUCUAAUCAUUCUACACAAUUACAAUACUAAUCCCCCAACUCCACUUGUACACCCUGAGGUGAUAUGAAAGACUGAUUUCUUCAUUCCAUGUUUGGAUGUUGACGUGGGAUGAUAUCAUUUGCAAAGUUGAGUCAGGGGUCCUUAAAUAUGUCUCUAACGUUCUGUUUGCUUGACUUAUUACUUUGAUGCCAAUUUCUAGCUUAUGAACAACUGUUUUUUAUAAGCAAACUAAUGUAUGCAACUGGGAUACAUUUCCUUGUAAUGUUGAGUCACUCCAAUCGCAGCGGAUGUGAAACUUAGAACCUUAUUGCUCUUGGGAAUCAUAUCUCCCUGAAUGCCCCGUCAAGCAGCAGUUGUACUGGAGGCUGUUGAGUGUGAUAGAAUAAACACUUCAUAUGGAGUGGCUUGGUACACUAGCCAAAGUGUUGCCCUGUAAAUGCAGGCCGUGUCAGGCAGGAGUGGGCCAAAUGGUGUACUUAACCAGGUCAAGUGUCUUGUAGGAAGUCUUAUUUUAUGAGAACUACAAUUUCCAAUGCUUUUUUUUCCACUGUGAGAACCGCUUAUGUUCUGUUACAAGCUAAUACUACUGACUGUGCAACUUGGCACCAAAUGUGGGGAUUUUUGGUAAAAUAAAGUAGUUUUUUUCUUCCUUG